AUGGAAGCACGCUCACCUUCUGUUUUGAUUACGGGAUGUGGCAAGGGCGGAAUCGGCCAUGCACUCGCGUUGGAAUUCAAAGCGAAGGGGUACACUGUGAUAACGACAUUAUUGCCCCAUGAAUCGAGCACACACCUGAUCGAAUGUGGUAUUCUUACUUUCUCCGCGGACGUGACGAAAGACGAGGAUAUAGAGGGAUUGUGUAAGGAGGUCACUAAGACUACCCAAGGUCAACUCGACGUACUUGUGAACAAUGCAGGGAUAUGCUACACGAUGACGGCUAUCGACACGGAUGUACGCGAGGUGAAGAAGAUGUUCGAUGUGAACGUCUUCGGGCCCAUGCGCAUGGUGCACCAUUUCCACCGGCUAUUAGUGGCAGCGCGUGGGAAGAUUGUCAACAUCGGCAGUGUGGGCGGUAUAGUACCGUAUAUGUACGGUGCUAGUUACAACGCGACCAAGGCGGCAUUGCAUCACUGGGGAAAUACACUGCGCGUGGAAAUGAAACCUCUGGGGGUCAACGUUGUCAAUAUCAUUUCCGGGGAGGUAAAUACCAACAUUUUGAAGCGCGACCAAGGAAGAACACUACCCGCCGGUUCGCUCUAUCAACCACUCGAGGCAGAGUUUUCUCUUCAUGUGGAUAGGUCACCAAACACGACCAGCCCGAGUGAAUAUGCGGCUGCGGUAGUGCGGGAGAUUGGGAAGCGCCAACCGAGGGCGUGGUUCUGGACAGGAGCGACAACGUCGUUUGUGCGAUGGGGUGACAUGUUCCUGCCGAGGACUUUUUGGGAUUGGCUGUUUACGCGUUGGUUUAACCUUGAUAAGUUGCGAGGUCGGGGCUGA
Paraphaeosphaeria sporulosa is the source of this 840-nucleotide messenger RNA. Its product is annotated as short chain dehydrogenase. Lineage: Eukaryota; Fungi; Ascomycota; Dothideomycetes; Pleosporales; Didymosphaeriaceae. Gene Ontology annotation, cellular component: lipid droplet; endoplasmic reticulum. The coding region runs from base 1 to 840 and encodes 279 amino acids. The record is from RefSeq and is a predicted model, not a curated record. Gene Ontology annotation, biological process: triglyceride catabolic process; phosphatidic acid biosynthetic process. Gene Ontology annotation, molecular function: acylglycerone-phosphate reductase (NADP+) activity; triacylglycerol lipase activity. The transcript has 6 exons.